This is a messenger RNA of Funneliformis geosporum, 435 nucleotides long. The record is from the annotation of a GenBank genome assembly. NCBI's taxonomy places the organism in Eukaryota, Fungi, Glomeromycota, Glomeromycetes, Glomerales, Glomeraceae.
AUGAGACAUUGGAACUUAAUGUGGGACAUAGUGUGGGACAAAGAGCUGCAGAUUUGCUUAUGGGAAUUACUGGAUAUUCUACUUGGUAACCACUCUCAAAGUACAUUAUUUAGGUGCUCUACCUUUGUUAUCAAAUCAGAGCAAUCACAGUUUGCUAAAAAUUUGGAAAGUUACUGGAAAGGAGUAAUUCAAGAAUGUGAGAUAUGGGUUGGUCUUGCCGAGUUCACCAGAAAGUGGCAUAAAAAAGAUAAUGAAUCUGACAUUAGCUCGAACUCUGAUGAAGUAAAUUUUGAGAAAGUUUUCGAAGGAGAAUUUUUUGAUGGAUUUCAUGAUAGAGAGGAUGAUAAUGGUAAUUCUUCAGACUCUAAAAGUUUGGACUCCCACAGUUCUCGACAAAGAAGAACAAAGACUUCCACCACAUCUUCCACCUACUGA